CUCUACCAGCAAUCCUCAGAGACAUACACAACAAUACAAUAACAGAGACGCCAGCAGACGCUCGCCAAUGCUAAGACACGUCUUAGGGCGAGCAAUUAUAUAACCGUAUGACGUCUCUCUAUCGUACAAUGACAGUUAAGAACUCCUAAGUCAUCAUAGUUUGACAGUACUUACGAAGAAGGCAUCUCUGUUACUGGCGUUGACUUCUGGGGGUGAAAUUACAGUAAGAGAGAAACUGGAAACCUUUGCCUGGAACAACUCAGGUGGAACUUUGAAACUGAGGAUAAAAUGACUAGCAAUAAAUUCGACGAUAUCCUCACCACCCUGGGGACUGGAAGAUGGAACAUUCUCUUCUUUAUUUGCGAUGCUUUCUGUGAGCUCAUAUACCCACCCCACUACCUGAGUGGCGUCUACCUGGCACCGGAAGUUGGUUACACCUGCAUACCCCCAGAUUAUCCCAACGUGACGGGUGUUUCUGAAAAUUCAUGCAGCUAUUAUAUGAAUACAACAACAGCUGAAGGAGAUGCAGUGAGAGAAGAACACCCUUGCACUGACUGGGUCUUCGACAACUCGACGUACAAAUCCACUCUUACUUCUGAGUUCAAGCUGGUCUGCGGGCAGGCCUACCUGAAAGCCACCUACCAGGGUAUACCAAUGAUGGCCACCAUAUUCACCUGUACAUUAACUGGAUACCUCUCGGAUCGGUACGGAAGGAAAACAGUCAUGGUGGUGACGCAGAUCAUCCACUCCAUUCUCACGCUCUCCAUCGUCUUCGCAAACGACAUGACUGUGAUUCUCGUCCUGCGUUUUCUUCAGGGGAUCUUCGCCACUAAUUCUACUUAUGCCCUGGCUCUGGAGGCAUGCGAGGUCAAAUGGAGAUCAAUCGUUGGCAUCCUCAUUGCCCUGCCCUGGGCACUGGGCAUGAUGGCGUGGGGGGGCAUAGCCUACCUGAUAAGAGACUGGCGCAUUUUGCAGUUGUCCGUGUCUCUGCCGCUGUUCCUGAGACUCGGUUUCCAUUUCUUCAUAGACGAAUCUCCCAGAUGGCUCAUCCUCAAAGGUCAAGAGCAAAGGGCCCUCAAGAUCCUACACAAAGCUGCCCGCUUGAACGGUUCCCAGCUGCCCAGUGAUGAGCGGCUGAACGAGAUCUUCAAGGAGAUGCAGCUGGAGCAAAAUGGUGAGACAGAUAAGAAAAAGACUGGAGCUAAGAAACAGUUUUCAUCGUAUGUCCCAACAUUAUUCAGAACCCCAAAAAUCCGUUUCAGGACCAUCCUGCUUUCCAUCAUCAUGUUCACCUCGGCCCUCGUCUACACAGGUCUCACUCUGAGUGGGGAUAGUUACAGUACCGACCCUUUCUUGUAUAUAGUUUUGGCAGGUCUUAUGGAGACCCCAGCUUACACUGUAGCUGCUCCCCUUAUCAACUGGUUGGGGAGGAAGAAACCUGCAAUGUUCUUCUUCACUUUCUGCGGCGUAGUGGUUCUGGCCCUGGCCUUCAUCCCUGAUGACGUGUCUUGGCUCAUCAUGACGCUCGCAAUGUUGGGCAAGCUGUGCAACAGCAUGGCUUUCAUGGUCCUGUUCGUGUACAUGAACGAACUAUUCCCGACCGAAGUCAGAAUGCAAGGAUGCGGAUUCGCCAUCACCAUGGUGUGCGUAGGGACAGCCAUAACUUCUUACGUCACGGAUUACCUGGGCCCAGUUAUACCCUGGGCACCUUCAGUGAUCUUUGGGCUCUCGUCUUUAGUGGCUACUCUCCUCCUGAUACCCCUGCCCGAGACUAGAGGGAUGCCCAUGAUAGAGACUGUGGAAGCCUUGGAGGGGAGUGGUGGAAGGUAUGAUCAUGCCCAGGAGAAAUUGAUGCCGAACACAGAAGCAUCAAGAGAAGAACGGAAGAAAUUCAGAGGAGUUUCAAGGACUAGACUGAACUGCGCAGAUAUUUUCAAAAAGAUGGUGACCAACAAACUUGAGGACCUCCUGACUUCCUUGGGAACAGGACCGUGGAACCUGCUUUAUUUUCUGUGUGACAUGUAUGCCGAGUUAGUUCUCCCAGCUCAAUACCUGAACGGGGUAUUUUUGGCACCGGAAGUAGGGUACACCUGUGUACCCCCAGAGAAUCACACAGGUGUUUCUGAAGAUUCCUGUAGCUAUUACGUGAAUGCAACUACAGCUGAAGGAAAUACAGUAAGGGAAGUUUAUCCAUGUACAGAUUGGGUCUUUGACAAUACAACUCACGAGUGGACUCUGACCUCUGAAUUCCAGCUGGUCUGUGGAAAGGCUUACCUGAAAGCUACAUAUCAGGGGAUGCAAAUGAUUGCCACCAUUUUUACCUGUAGCUUCACUGGAUACCUUUCAGACAGGUUUGGCAGGAAGACAGUCCUGGUGGUGACACAGAACAUCCACUCCAUCCUCUGCCUCAGCAUCGUGUUCUCCCGAGACUUCACUUUGAUUCUCGCCCUCCGGUUUCUGCAGGGAUGCGUUUCAGCGAAUGGCGCCCACCCGUUGGCUCUGGAGGUGGCGGAGCUGAGAUGGCGAUCCGUUGUGGGUAUCAUCAUUGCCCUGCCCUGGUCAUUUGGCAUGAUGGCAUGGGGGGGAAUGGCAUCCGUCAUCGGGGACUGGAGGAUCCUUCAGGUGGCUGUGACGUUACCUCUGCUCUUGAGAGUGGUCUUUCAUUUCUUGAUAGAUGAAUCGCCCCGCUGGCUGAUCCUGAAAGGGAAAGAAGAUGAGGCGAUUAGAGUCCUACGCAAAGCUGCCCGGUGGAACAAGGUCGAGUUGCCCUCUGAUGAGAGACUGAAGGAGAUUUUCAAGGAGAUCCAAGAUGAGCAAAAUGUUACUGCAGUAAAGGAGAAGAGAGAAGAGAAGCAAUUGAUAAAUUACAUUCCAACAUUGCUUAGAACUCCAAAGGUUCGUUCCAUGACCAUCCUACUCUCCUCUGUGCUGUUCAGCUCGUCCGUCGUCUACGCUGGCCUCACCCUAAGCGGAGACAUCUACAGCACAGACCCUUUCCUCUACAUUGUUCUCGGAGGGGUCAUGGAGAUUCCAGCUUACACUGUGGCUGCCCCUCUCAUCAACUGGCUGGGGAAGAAGAAGCCCAUUAUCUUCUUCCUCAUUUUCUGCGGAGUGGCUGUGCUGGCCCUGGCCUUCAUACCAGAGGAUCUGUCUUGGCUCGUCACCACGCUGGCAAUGCUGGGGAAACUGUGCAACUGUAUGGCAUUCAUGUCUCUCUUUGUGUACUUGAACGAACUCUUCCCAACGGAGGUCAGGAUGCAAGGACUAGGCGUAGGUGUGACCCUGUCUUGCGUCGGAAGCGCCAUCGCUCCUUACGUCACAGAUUAUCUGGGCCCCAUCACACCCUGGGCACCCUCCGUGAUCUUUGGACUCUCGUCCAUAGUGGGCAGCUUCCUCUUGCUGCCCUUGCCAGAAACCAAAGGACGCCCCAUGAUCGAGACCGUCGAAGCCCUGGAGAGGCGUAGCUCUUCGAAGACGCACCGAGCGUCAGGUACUGAAGAAAAGGACACCUUCAUCGGGGCAAAGAGUCCAAAUGGUGUCGAGCUCAAAAACCUCAAGGUGACAUGUGGCUAA
Macrobrachium nipponense is the source of this 3573-nucleotide messenger RNA. RefSeq lists its product as uncharacterized. The transcript has 26 exons. Bases 289 to 3573 code for a protein of 1094 amino acids. Gene Ontology annotation, cellular component: membrane. Gene Ontology annotation, molecular function: transmembrane transporter activity. The record is from RefSeq and is a predicted model, not a curated record. Gene Ontology annotation, biological process: transmembrane transport. Lineage: Eukaryota; Metazoa; Arthropoda; Malacostraca; Decapoda; Palaemonidae.